Messenger RNA from Ciona intestinalis (vase tunicate), 1834 nucleotides. The record is from RefSeq. Lineage: Eukaryota; Metazoa; Chordata; Ascidiacea; Phlebobranchia; Cionidae.
AGGUUUGUGGGUAUAGGAUUACGUAUGUUUCAAAUUAGUGCUCAACUAAUUGAAUUAAUUAAACCACAUGUUUAAUUAGUCGUCAAGCAAAGAACCCGUAUCGGCAAUCUACUUUAUCAGCCAUGAUCGGACCGGACGCAAGAACGUUAAAAGCAAUUAAAGAUUUGAAAGAAACUAAAACAAAACACCGUCAUUUUCAACAACAGGCUUAUAAUUUCCUUGAACGUCCAACUGGAGUCAAAUGUUUCGUUUAUCACGUCCUAGUAUUCAUGAUGGUUCUGAUAUGUUUGAUAUUCAGUGUCCUGUCAACAAUCGAAGGGCAAGAACGUAAUAAUGUGAAGCCAUUGUUAGUCAUGGAAGCAAUUCUCGUCGUUGUUUUCACCAUCGAAUAUUUUGUCCGCUUGUGGUCAGCAGGGAGCAUUGGUAAAUACAGGGGUUGCCUUGGUCGACUUCGAUUCGCCAGGAAACCAAUUUGCGUCAUAGACCUUAUGGUGGUUAGCGCAUCUGUUGUUAUAUUGCUCGUCGGGAGAAAUGGGAACGUUUUCGCUGCAUCUGCUAUCAGAGGCAUCCGAUUUCUCCAGAUAUUACGUAUGUUACAUGUUGAUCGACAAGGAGGAACAUGGCGGCUGUUGGGUAGCGUCGUAUACAUUCACCGACAAGAGUUAAUCACCACUUUAUACAUUGGGUUUCUUGCUCUUAUAUUUUCAUCGUACUUCGUAUAUCUGGCGGAGAAACCGGCACCAGAAUCUUUCAAGAACGGUACUUCCCCUACUGGUAAAUUCCGGAGUUACGCCGAUGCUUUAUGGUGGGGUGUGGUCACAGUUACUACGAUUGGCUACGGUGAUCACGUGCCGAUCACGUGGUUGGGCAAAGUGAUUGCGUCAUGCUUCUCCAUUUUCGCGAUUUCUUUUUUCGCGCUUCCAGCUGGGAUUUUAGGAUCCGGGUUCGCUUUAAAAGUCCAGCAGAAACAGAGACAAAAACAAUUUAACCGACAAAUACCGGCGGCUGCUGCUUUAAUUCAAGCAACAUGGCGUUGUUACGCAACUUCCGUCGGCACCAAUUGUUCCGCUACGUGGAGGUUGUUCAAGAUAGCUGGUAACCAUCGCAACAGUGACGUCACAAAUUGUGAUGACGUAUUUAUCGAAGAAACACAGCCAAGGCCAAAUACAACAAAAAAAUCUCGUUGCGCCCUCUCACGGUUGCAUUUAGAUAUUCCAAUAUUCCGCACGAGGCCGCCAUUGAGUAAGGAAGAUAAAUCGCAGUCGAUUCCGUUCGAAAUCGGGAUCGACGUUGAUGAAAACCCCGCAGAUGGAAUGCCCGAGUCUUAUAAGAACGUCGUCCGCGCAACAAGACGACUUAUUUACUUUCUUGCGAAGAAAAGGUUCCAGCGAUCUCGGAAGCCAUAUGACGUACGUGACGUGGUGGAACAAUAUUCACAAGGUCACGCAAACGUCAUGAUGAGAAUAAAGGAGCUCCAGCGAAGGUUGGAUCUCACGUUGGGGAAACCUUCGUCGUUUACUGACUGCCAAUUCACAGCAGGCGAGCUAGGGAGUAAUUCUCCAGUCAACGAUCGGCAGAGGUUAACCGCUGGAGGUCGUCUUUUACGUCUUGAAAAAUGGACUGAAACAACCGACAGAAAACUCGACGCCAUUUUUAAACUUUUGGAAAAACUCAACGAGAAAUGAGAGAAGUAGAAGCAAGGUGUUACGUCACUGUUAAUGGCGUAGUAAUGACGUCAUCAGUUUUUAUAUUCAUUCGCAAAGAAAUUCAACCAAGCGGACACUUUAUUUUGCACUAGUUUUCACGAUGACGUAAUAAAGUGUUUAUUAUGUAA